AUGAGCCUGAUAGUGGGAAAGAGUGUUGAUCCCGGUGAUGCCCUUCCAUCCCAGGGCAGCCUGAAGGUGGUUAUUAACCUGAAGACAAACAACAGUCAAAUAAACCUGGCUGUCACCUCUUGCUGUCUGUCUCCAACCGUUCAGCCUGACCUCACCAACUCUACCUGCUGUCUUUUCUCCAGGUUAGCAUCACAGCCGGCGGGUAUCACUCUGCUCCCCAGUGCCUUGUCGACGACUGCCGGCUUCACCAUCAGUCUCUCUCAAAUGAUUAAUUACUCGGUAGUGUACCUACACUGUGAUCUCAGUGUCUGCCUGAGGAACCGCUCUGACUGUGAAAGGCAGUGUUUUGAGCAGGGGAAGGAUCUACGCGCUAUUGUCACCCAUCUCAGAAAUCGCAUAUCUUUUGGGCCCAUGUUGAAGCAAGCGAAGAAUUCUACCCUCCCAGAGGAGAUAGGCCCAUCAGAGCUGGAACUGGUUGUAGUCAUUAUCAGCCUGGUGGCUGGCUCCUCUCUUUUCACUGUGACGCUGCUUCUGGUUUGGCUGGCCUAUCAUCACAGAGCAGUCUGGUCGCUCCACUCGGCGGCUCCACCUCCAGCCUGCUGCGGCUGUCUACGCCCAGGAGGUGACUUGAUCUUACCGUGACCAGGAAGGAACUGCUGCCAAUUACCCUGAUCAAGUCCCCACCAAAAUAGCGGCAGACAAUUACAUUAGUCAACAGACAGUGUAGCAGUCAAUCAUAUUUGCCAGUGAGCAGAAGCAGCCAUUUUGAUCAGCCGAUAUAAGAAAGAAUAGACAAUGAGGAGCAAUCCAAUUGACACCUCUCUCAUAGGUGACACAGCUGUUGCAGUCAAAUUUCACACUUAACCAUGAGAAGUCUAUUAUCAUUCUCUAGAAAUAAACACCAUCCCUAAAUAGAAAGGGUGUGCUUAUCCCUUUAUUUCUUCCUUAUUAACACCAAUCAAUAUUUGCUGUAA
This is a messenger RNA of Oryzias latipes (Japanese medaka), 974 nucleotides long. NCBI's taxonomy places the organism in Eukaryota, Metazoa, Chordata, Actinopteri, Beloniformes, Adrianichthyidae. The record is from RefSeq and is a predicted model, not a curated record.